GCCAAUUAUUUCGCACCAGCUCGCAGCUCGCAGCUCCAGCCUUAGCUUUGGGAUCUAUCAUGUUUGUUCAUGGCUACGCAGCUUUGAUGAGGUAACUUUGCAUCAACACGACAAUGGCUACAAUGGGGGAGUCGGAGACGGUGGCAUCGAAGCCAGCGGAUGAAGAUCAUCCAGCGCCGGAAAGGGCGCCAGAUCUUGCAUCUCUCAAGAGAAAAGCAGAAGACGAAGGCCCCGAGGACGAUUCUCCCAAGCGUGCGAAGCACAACGAUGACGAAGACGAGGCCGCUGCAUCAGCUUCAAGGCGGCAACCGUCGCCUAGUCACGAUCAACAUCACGACCACGACCACGACCGUAAGGACGAUGACAAGGAGGUUCCUUCGGCCGCAGCCCAGGACAGGCGCAGACAAGCGAUGCAUGAGGAAAAGAAGCGCGGAAAGCGACUGUUUGGCGGGUUGAUGAGUACCUUGAACCAGACUUCUAACACCUCUCAACAGCAGAAACGGCGACAAGAAAUUGAGCGCCGGCAGCAAGACCGCAUACAGAAGCAAAAGGCUGAAGAUGAUCAGAAGAGAGCCGAGAAGCUGGAGAAGCUGCACCUAGUACGCAUGGCGGAGCAAAUUGUGUUUGACGAAGAAGUGAUGAAGAAGAAGCACGAAAAACGGCUGGCCAUGGCGAAAUUCUUGCGGACCAGGGCAGAGCCCUCAAUUUUCUACCUUCCAUGGAAAACCACGCCUGAACAGAAAGACACCAUCGAUGACCAGAUCCAGAGGGCGAAAGCCACAGUGGAAAAGGAGGUGGAGCAAUUCAAGGCUCGAAAACAGCGGCAUAUUGAGCGGUAUGGUCCCCCAACGAGGCAAAUCAGCGUGACCCCUGAUGAACCUGCUGCCACGAGAGCACCAGAGCGUGAGAGUCCUGUCCGGAGCCCUCAUCACAGCGCCGAUAAGGCACACCUACAGGAACGAAGAGUGUCCCAAGACCUGCACAGGGGGCAUCACGAUGAAUCGGGUGAUGACCUCGAAGAGGCUGAGGAGGACAUGGUGAUUUACUGACCGGCGCGAACCAUUUGAUUCCCCCAAAUUUCCUUUUACUUGUUUACAAUGCUGGAGGCUAAGUGAUACCUUGAUAUUUUUUACGGUGUGAUUAUUCUUAAUUCCAGGUCUAUCCAGUUACAAUAUGGUAUGGAGUCGUCGGUUGCUAUAGGGAGGCUGCAAAAUGGGUAUUGUAGGUAGAGAUUCAGACAGGCAUAGCAUAACGUCAUGUGAAAAUUGACGCUUGAGAUCAAAGUAGCUUUUGUCAAGAUAGAUUAGCAGCAAUGCGUUGCGUCGAAAUGCACAUACUACAAGAGCAUGGGCAUUGUUGAUGGAGCAGACUGAUGCAAUUGAAGCUCCAAUUGGACAGCACUGGAGGUGUAUCAUCAUGCCGUAGUUUCGGCAGUUGGUGUGAUUCGGCACUCAGCCGUUUCGCUUAGCAUCUAAGCACCUACCUAGGUACCUAUGGC
Molecule: messenger RNA, 1498 nt
Organism: Trichoderma harzianum CBS 226.95
Lineage: Eukaryota; Fungi; Ascomycota; Sordariomycetes; Hypocreales; Hypocreaceae
Exons: 4
Coding region: 114-1049 (311 amino acids)
Cellular component (GO): catalytic step 2 spliceosome
Source: RefSeq, a predicted model, not a curated record